This is a messenger RNA of Archocentrus centrarchus (flier cichlid), 2809 nucleotides long. It is a transcript of the gene scin, whose product is annotated as scinderin. Gene Ontology annotation, molecular function: actin filament binding; phosphatidylinositol-4,5-bisphosphate binding. The transcript has 16 exons. Gene Ontology annotation, biological process: cell projection assembly; actin filament severing; barbed-end actin filament capping. Bases 73 to 2250 code for a protein of 725 amino acids. The record is from RefSeq and is a predicted model, not a curated record. Lineage: Eukaryota; Metazoa; Chordata; Actinopteri; Cichliformes; Cichlidae. Gene Ontology annotation, cellular component: cytoplasm; actin cytoskeleton.
AGCAGUGUCUUUUUGCUCUCAACCAUCCCACCCUUCUCACCUCUUCAGUCAACUUCUCAACAGCAGCUCAACAUGGUGCUCGAGCACGAAGAGUUCACCAAAGCAGGCAAGAAAGCCGGCCUGCAGAUUUGGAGGAUUGAGAAUAUGGAGCUGGUCCCUGUGCCCGAGAACCUACAUGGGAGCUUUUACACAGGAGAUGCUUAUGUGAUUCUCUACACUGUCAAACAGAAAGAAAGUUCUUUUUACCACCUGCACUACUGGCUGGGAAACGAGUGCAGCCAGGAUGAGAGCACUGCUGCAGCCAUCUUCACGGUGCAGUUAGACGACCACCUGGGUGGGAAGCCAGUCCAGUACCGGGAACUGCAGGGGUUUGAGUCAACAGCCUUCACCAGCUACUUCAAAGGAGGGAUCACUUACAAAACAGGAGGUGUGGCCUCAGGUUUCUACCAUGUGGUCACCAAUGACCUUUCAGCACAGAGACUCCUGCAUGUCAAGGGUCGGCGUGUUGUCAGAGCCACCGAAGUCCCCUUCACCUGGUCCAGCUUCAACAGCGGGGACUGCUUCAUCGUUGACCUCGGAGAUAAGAUCUACCAGUGGUGUGGAUCCAAGUGUAACAAGUAUGAACGACUGAAGGCAGCACAAGUGGCCAGAGGUAUCCGUGACAACGAGAGAAAUGCCCGUGCAGAAGUGAUAGUCAUAGAAGAAGGAAGUGAGCCAUCCAGAUUAACACAGGUUCUUGGAGACAAGCCAGAACUAUCAGAAGGAGCUGAUGAUGAUGAUAUAGAGGCGGACAUGACCAACAGAAAGAUGGCUAAACUAUACAUGGUGUCUGAUGCAUCUGGAUCCAUGACAGUGACUGUUGUGAAGGAAGAAAACCCUUUCCUGCAGAGUGACCUGCUAUCAGAUGAAUGCUUCAUCCUGGAUCAUGGCAAAAACAAAACAAUAUUUGUAUGGAAAGGACAUAAUGCUAAUCCCAACGAAAGAAAAGAGGCGAUGAAAACAGCCGAGAGCUUCAUCAAGCAGAUGGGCUACCCACCAAACACACAGAUCCAGGUGCUUCCAGAAGGAGGAGAGACUCCCAUGUUCAAGCAGUUCUUCCUUGGUUGGAAGGACAGAGAUCAGAGUGAGGGUUUUGGGAAGGUGUUCACCACUGAGAAGGUAGCGAAGAUCCAGCAGGUGGAGUUUGAUGUCUCUAAACUUCAUGAGUCCCACCACAUGGCAGCUCAGUACAACAUGGUGGAUGAUGGGAGUGGAGAAACACAGAUCUGGAGGGUGGAGAGCAGGGGUAGAGUCCCAGUGGAACCUAAGAACUAUGGCCAGUUCUACGGUGGAGACUGCUACAUCAUUCUGUAUACUUACAGGAAGGGGCAGAUAAUCUACACCUGGCAGGGAGCCAGCUGUUCCGUGGAUGAGCUAACUGCCUCAGCGUUCCUGACUGUAGAGCUGGAUCGCUCACUGGGAGGAAAUGCUGUUCAGGUCAGAGUGUGUCAGGGUAAAGAACCCCCACAUCUGCUGAGUCUUUUUAAAUCUAAACCCCUCGUUGUAUAUAAGAGUGGUACAUCCCACCUUGGCCAUCAUCCUCCUCCACCUCCAACGCAGCUCUUCCAGGUCAGACGGAACCUGGGCAACAUCACCAGGAUUGCUGAGGUUGAUGCCAGUGCAGCCAACCUAAACUCUAAUGACGCCUUCUUUCUGAAGACCUCUGAUGGGCAAGGCUUUCUGUGGAUAGGCAAGGGGGCCAGUGAGGAAGAGGAAAACGGAGCUAAAAAAAUGAGUGAAGAGCUGCAGUGCAGCACCAAACGCAUCACUGAAGGACAUGAACCAGCUAACUUCUGGGAAGCAUUAGGAGGGAAGAAGGAGUACCAGACAUCAGAGAGGCUGGAGAGUCAAACUAUGACUCAUCCUCCUCGACUCUUUGGAUGUUCCAACAAAACUGGCAGAUUUGUGAUCGAGGAGGUUCCAGGAGAGUUCACACAGGAUGACUUGGCUGAAGACGAUGUGAUGCUGCUCGAUGUUUGGGAUCAGGUGUUUGUCUGGAUUGGAAAGGAUGCUAACGAGGUGGAGAGGGCUGAAUCUCUCAAAUCUGCCAAACAGUACAUCGAGACUGACCCGAGCGGCCGUGACAAGCUGACUCCCGUGGUGGUGGUGAAACAAGGCCAUGAGCCCCCCAACUUCACAGGCUGGUUCCUGGCCUGGGACCCCUCCCACUGGGACUCUAUCACCAGGAGCGUGAAGUCUCUGAAAGUUUAAAUUAUUCACAUACUGAUUCAGCCAGAAAUAUUAACCUUUUUAUUAUCAACACAAUUAUAAAUCAGAUCAGUCAUAUCCUUUGGAGACGUGUUUCCAACCUUUACCUUUCACUUUCAUUAUCAGAACGAAACUUUUCCUUUAAAGCGGUCUGUCGUUGAAUCCUUUCAAGAGAACAAUCCUGUAUUCACUGCACAUUAAGCCUCGUUCUCACACCAGCUCAAACAACUGAGUGUUUGGACCGACUCGAGCUAGUUAAGCAAUUGUAACUUCCACUUCUUGUAGAAGCUUCCUUUGAUAGCAAUCAGUAAAUAAAGACUUUAUGACACACAUAAUGUUAUGAAUGUUUGUCAGGUGAAGAGUGGGAUUUGAAAUAAAGGGAAGCUAACAGAGCUUGUCCCUGUUAGUACUCUCACUGUAGAAUUUUGGGACAUCUCGAUGAUAAAUUACAAUAGUCCAGAGUAUCAUUCUGUUGUAGGCUAGUUUUUCUUUUGUCCCUCAGCCUGUUUAAACACACCCACAGUGCAGGCAGUAACACAUAAAGGGGAAAAAGAAAAAGCAC